AUGUACUCAAAUGUGAACGACAACCCCGCCACGCGCCCGCGCAGCCCUAUGACCGGCGAUCCUCUCCGCGCCAAGGACCUGCUCCCCUUGCCCCUCAUGGUCGACCCGGAGUGGAGGAACGAGCAUGAUGGACGCGGCAAGUUUCUGUGCGCUGUCUCCCGCAAGGCCAUCACAUCUCAACCAGCUGUCUUCAUCAAA
Nannochloropsis gaditana CCMP526 is the source of this 198-nucleotide messenger RNA. RefSeq lists its product as uncharacterized. The record is from RefSeq and is a predicted model, not a curated record. The annotation marks the transcript as partial. The transcript is spliced from 3 exons.